AUGGAUUCUAAUUCCACAUUUUCGCCAUUGGGAUUUUUGAUUUUCGGUUUUUUUCUUAGCUUUUAUGCUUUUCUUGUUCAAUCUCAGAUACAUGAUGGAAACGAUUUUCAAUCACAACAACCACAACAACCACAACAACAACAACAACCAAUGCCUGUUUUUAUGGUGUCACCAUCACCUUCACCUCCACCGCCUCCUCCGCCACCGCCACCUCCUCCUCCACCUCCACCUCCGCCUCUGGAUCCCAAUUCCCCUCCCUCACCCUCACCCUCACCUCGCCAACAUUCCAUUCCUCCCGAAAACACGAGGAACCCCAACCCCAACGAAAUAAGAUCACCACCUCCUCCACACCACCGUCACCACCACCACCACCAUGUUCAAUCUCCGCCACCCCCGCCUCCUCCGCCGCCUCAAGGAAUGAAUGCUGGGAAAAAGGUCGGACUUUUGUUUAUCGGCAUUGCGGCAUUUCUACAGGUUGGUAUGGUUGGGUUCUUGGUAAUCAAAAGAAGACAACUUUUGAAUACCAAUGACGACAGAUACGAGCAUUCUUCUUCUUGA
Messenger RNA from Vicia faba (fava bean), 558 nucleotides. The record is from the annotation of a GenBank genome assembly. Lineage: Eukaryota; Viridiplantae; Streptophyta; Magnoliopsida; Fabales; Fabaceae.